AGUACUCUUUUAGAGUUUGUAUAAAUGGAGCGUCAAGAAUCAAGUACUGAGAUAUUUGAAAAGUUCACAUGGAAGAUUGAGAACUUCUCUCGCUUGAAUGCUGAUAAGAUAUGCUCUGAACCUUUCAUCCUUUGCGGCUAUCCAUGGAGGAUUCGCCUGCAUCCAAAGGGGAACAAGAAUAAAGAUGUAGUAGACCACUUAUCAAUUUAUUUGGAGGCUAUGCAAACUGCCAAUAUGUCUGAAGGAUGGAGAAGAUAUGUCAAAUUUAAGUUGAUUGUAUUCAAUCAAAUCGACACCAAUGGAACAAUCACACAAGAAUGCGAACAUGAUUACAUUGCAAAGGAAGUUUCCUGUGGAUUUCGAUAUUUCAUGAGUUUAACUGACCUUCGUAAUCCUCAAAAGGGGUUUAUUGUGAAAGAUGCUUGUAUUGUUGGUGCUGAAGUUUUUGUUUCUAACUCAAAUCGCAAGAAACAAGAAAAUCAAGAAGUUAAAUUAACUGCUUCACCAGUUUUUAAUGAACCUACUAAAAAAGUUGAUGCAGAGUUGGGGUAUACAGCAUUGGGGAGAGUUAUUAUUUUGCUUCAGACUAGUAAAGUGAAAGACAUGAAUGAACAAGCUUGUAAGGAACUUCAAGUUUUAUGGGAUGAACUUAAGAAAUUUAAAUUUGAUCUUACUUGGAUAGAGCCACAAGUUCAAUGUGCUUUAGGAAUGAAAAGGUAUGUGGAGAAGACACUACAGGUUGAAAAAUUGAAGGAGGAUAUGGUAGUUCUAAAGGAAAAGUUGUCUGCUGCUGAGUUAAAUCUUGACAUAGAAAGAGACUGGUUGAAAGCAGAAGGCAUCAAAGAAAGAGAUUUGGAUUCUGAAUUUGGGUCUUGGAUUUGGAGGCCAUAGAUUUAUUGCUAAACAUGGAUUGAUUUAAAUGCAUGAAUCAUGUCUUUUUAAGUAUCUUAUAAAAGAUGAGCUUAUAACUAAACUAUAUUUUAUUUCCUUUGGUAAUUCUUGGAUUAAAAAAAAUUCAUAGUAUGUUUUCCAAUUGCAAUGUGAUUGAUGAACUACGUAUAUUUUAUUGAAAGUAUGUU
This is a messenger RNA of Trifolium pratense (red clover), 1079 nucleotides long. Its product is annotated as MATH domain and coiled-coil domain-containing protein At3g58250-like. The coding region runs from base 25 to 891 and encodes 288 amino acids. The record is from RefSeq and is a predicted model, not a curated record. Gene Ontology annotation, molecular function: protein binding. Lineage: Eukaryota; Viridiplantae; Streptophyta; Magnoliopsida; Fabales; Fabaceae. The transcript has 3 exons.